UGUUUUCUUUGAAUUGUCACGAUGACAAUUUCUGUUAUUUUCAUUUUACUGCGAAAGGAAUCCCGGAAACGCUUCGCCGUGCUGUUAGCUGCCUUGGACGCUAGCAUUGACAUGCAAACCUUGGUUACUCCUGUCCUAGCUUCUAGUCGUCCUCCAGUAACGCAAUUGGGCCAACUUUGCUCUUAUUCGAAUGUUGAGGUUUACUCCAGUUGACUGAAUUCCCCUUCUAAGGCUGUUUGAUUUGCUGCCGGAGGUGAAUGUAAUUCCCGCACAUAAUGGCUGCGACUUCCGCCCGUAUUAAAAGGUACCGCUUCUGGGGGAAAUUGGGCGAAUCAGAGUGAGGUAUGGUGGCCGAUGGACGACCGUGCAGCCAAUCAGAGCCCGCUGUGGGCGCGCCACUGUAGUUCCCCCACAGCUUCCGAGCUCGGACGUCUCUGCAGUCCUCUACCCGACUUGAUGCGUCUGAACCUGGGCUCGCCCUCCGAGCAGCCACUGCCAUGUUCUCUCGCUGGACAGUCCUCACAAUGGACACCUCCUGGUGGUCACCCGGCAGGAUUUUGCCCUGUCAUCACGCACCCCUACGCAGAUGGACCCGAGCAGAUAUCUCCAAAUUCCGAGUCGCGUUAUGGACUGGACCCAGGGCUGCUUCCCAGUGCAGUCAAAGUGAUGGCGGACGACAGAGCGGAGUGGGAAGGCAAGGUUUUUAUCUCUGAGUCUUUUGGCCCUCCACCUCCUCUGCCAACCACUUCCUGCAUCGUGGAGGAUGGAGGCAACGCCAGCCCCCGUGCCAUCCGUUCCACCACAUACUGCUUGCCCCAGGAUGGUCCCACUGCCCUGCUGGCCCGGCUGCCUCUGGCCACUCUAGUCACGCCUUUAGCCAGACAAAACCCACUAGAGAAGCCUCUUCCGGUCGUCCCGGACGACUCGUGCAUCUCGGGAUGUCGUUGCUGCGGCGCAUCCAUGUGCGUUGCCGUGAGUUGGCAGGACUGCGGCCAGAGGUUCCGCUGCCCGUUUUGUGAUAAACUGACCGAAGUGCCGUGGCAACAUUACCAGCCCACACACGGGGUGGACGGGCUCCGGCCUGAUCGGGAGCAGAGGCCCGAGCUCCACAUGGGGUCCUAUGAAGUCCUCCACGCUGUCAAGGGUGAGGCGGCGGCGCUACUUCUGGCCAUUGACGUGUCGGCGGCAGCGCUACGAGGCGGCCAUUUGGACUUUGUGACGCAACAAAUACACACUCUCCUCGCCUCACUCGACAAAAACGUCCGCGUGGGCCUGCUGACGUAUGACAGCAGAAUCCAGCUGUACGACCUCAGCCCCACCCGCCCGCACAUGCUGGUCAUGGCGGAAACGUUGGAUGAGCAGCAAUUUCCAGUCAGGGAGGGGCUAGUACUCCCCCUAAGGGACUGCAUGGACAAUGUCUCCAGCGUGUUGCAGCACAUUCCCCAGUUGAGUCCGGACGGUGACGACUCGCCAAGUGUCCCAGCAGAGCUUCCGGUCAAAGCAGGUCUGGCUGUCCUUCAGACGCUGGCCUGUCCCGGCAAGUUGCUUGUCUUCCACUCGGCUCCGCUGGCAGAGAUGGAACAAUCCUCAGCUGGCUUCUUCGGAACCAGCAAGCCAAAAUCCAUCUUCCAGCCGCCGGAGGGAGCCAUCUCAUUGGCAGAGGCGUGCGUCCGUCAGGGAUGCGGCGUUCAUCUGUUUGUCCUCUCCCCGCAAGAUGUGGGCGGAGCUUGGCCGGGUCAUGUUCCUUAUUUGACGGGCGGCGCGCUGUAUUCCUACAACCACCUGCAGGGGGAUUUGGACCGGGAGCGCUUUAGCCGUAAUCUAAAUCGUGUUGUGGCGGCAAAUGUUGGCUACAAGGCAGAUCUUAGCUUGUUUGUUAGCAAAGGCAUGCGUGUGUCCGGCUGCUACGGACUCUUCGUGCCCAGACCGAGCCCUAACCAGGUCGCUAUGGCAACGAUAGACUGCCAGACGAUGCUGGCUGUGGAGCUGGCGCACGACGGCGCCGCUCUGGAUGAGAGUCGGGGCGUCGCUAUACAGGCAGUCCUGGCGUACAACACACCAACGGGGGAGCGGCGAUCCAGGGUGCAUACGCUAAUGUUGCGAUGCUCACGCCACCUGCAAGACACGUUCCGCCAAUACCAGGCACAGACGUUGCUGGCCUUCUACUGCAAGAAGAUGUAUUGUGCUGCUUUGGAGCGCCCCCUGCAGGAUCUGCGUGAGGAGCUCCAGAGGGACCUGACGGAGGCGUUGGCAUCCUACCGCCGUCACGGCUGCUCCUCUUCGACAUGGGCGUCGUCCGGUCAGCUGGUUCUCCCUCGGGGCCUGCGAGCGCUACCCGUCUACGUCAACAGUCUGAGGAAAAGUGACGUCCUACUGCCCGGCCUGCGUACCUCCGUGCACAGUCGGCUGGGUUUGCGUUGCCGGGCGCUCGGCUUGGACGCCGCUGCCUGCGUCACGCACUUCUACCCAGUGCUGAUCCCUCUGCCACUGUCGCACACCAGAAAUGUGAAGGAGGACGAGGAGGGGGCUCUACGCUGUUCGGCCACGAGCCUGCAUCCGGGCGGGAUGUAUUUGCUGCACACCCCACACACCCUCCUGCUGUGGGUGGGAGGCCAUGUCUCAGCAAGCACCUUGGCAGAGCUCUUUAACGUGGGAUGCUUGGCAUCCCUGCCCUCUGGAGAGACCAAGCUGCCAGUUCUGGACACCCCCUUGUCGGUCAUGGUUCGAACUCUCCUGGACGCGCUGGACUUGGAAGUCCCGUGCUUCCGGCAGCUGCUCCUGGUAAAGCAGGGUGAUGCCGGUGAGGAGCUCCUGCAGCGCCACCUGGUGGAGGACAAGAGCCCCAAUGGUGGCGCGUCCUACGCCGACUUUCUCUACCACCUGCAUGUCAAUUCUGUGCGCAUGCUGCACUGACCCACACACACACAGUACAAGCCUUUGUUUAAUUACUUAUUUAUUUACUAUUAAUUCACUGGUUUGAGUUAAACACAAGACUAUGGAGAACAGGCUUGGCUGGGAUUUACUUCUAUUUUUUUUUUUUACAUGUAAUUAUAGUUCACACUUGUUGGCGCAUAAACAAUUCUGGGAUUUCUUUUUAUUUUUUUACUUUUUUGGUAACUGUCUAAGCUUGAACACUAGAGGCUGCUAGAGAGCUACGCUGCUAAGCCAGGAAACGGGUGAAAUUGCCUUUCAAAAUAGUUAGUUAGCCCAUAACUACCCCACCCACUGUUAACUAAAAUGUUCAAAAAACGAAAAUCAAUAUUCAAUAUGUGUUUCCUAUGAAAAACGUGGGGAAAUAACAAACAAGAGAUAUUAAGUUAAAAAAAA
Molecule: messenger RNA, 3327 nt
Organism: Syngnathus acus (greater pipefish)
Lineage: Eukaryota; Metazoa; Chordata; Actinopteri; Syngnathiformes; Syngnathidae
Product: protein transport protein Sec24C
Exons: 18
Coding region: 355-2913 (852 amino acids)
Biological process (GO): endoplasmic reticulum to Golgi vesicle-mediated transport; COPII-coated vesicle cargo loading; intracellular protein transport
Cellular component (GO): COPII vesicle coat; endoplasmic reticulum exit site
Molecular function (GO): SNARE binding; zinc ion binding
Source: RefSeq, a predicted model, not a curated record